Rhineura floridana is the source of this 993-nucleotide messenger RNA. It is a transcript of the gene SNRPD3, whose product is annotated as small nuclear ribonucleoprotein D3 polypeptide. Gene Ontology annotation, molecular function: RNA binding. NCBI's taxonomy places the organism in Eukaryota, Metazoa, Chordata, Lepidosauria, Squamata, Rhineuridae. Gene Ontology annotation, cellular component: U2 snRNP; U4 snRNP; U12-type spliceosomal complex. The transcript is spliced from 4 exons. The record is from RefSeq and is a predicted model, not a curated record. The coding region runs from base 516 to 896 and encodes 126 amino acids. Gene Ontology annotation, biological process: spliceosomal snRNP assembly; RNA processing.
GCUUUUGGCGUCACCCGGAGGCCCGUCCUCCCUGUCUGCCUCCGUGCCGGCUGCCCCCUCCGAAGCUCAGGGCCGCGGCCGGCUCUUCCCAGCGGGCCUACUCUGAGUAGGGCUGGGGCGAGGACCUUCCUGGUUGCCUGCCCGAGGGAGGAAGCUGCCUCAGGCGGCACUGUGAAAACCUGACCCCGCAGACUCCAUCCGCCCCCCGAUUCCGGCGGCGCAGGCCUGACCGGGCUGGGCGGGCUUUGGCGCGAGAGGCUGCGUUCCUCCUCGGGCUUGUGCCCUCGGCAGGCCCACCUAGCGCGAGGCCCCGUCCAUUCUGUGGGGAGCAGCUCAGCCUUCCCCAGCCCGGUGCCCACGAGGUGCACAACCCCCGCCAGCCCCAGCCGCAUGAGCCGUGCUGGCCGGAGCUGAUGGGGGCCGGACUCGUAGACGCCCGGAGAGCGCCACGCUGACAGUGCCGCGGUAGGGCUGCAUGACCGCCACCUCAGAUUUGAACUCACACAGCUUCAGUCAUGUCUAUUGGAGUACCAAUUAAAGUCCUGCAUGAAGCAGAGGGUCAUAUUGUGACCUGCGAGACAAACACCGGUGAAGUAUACCGGGGAAAACUCAUUGAAGCUGAGGACAACAUGAACUGCCAGAUGUCCAACAUCACAGUGACCUACAGAGAUGGGCGUGUGGCACAACUAGAGCAGGUGUACAUUCGAGGGAGCAAAAUACGAUUCCUCAUCUUACCAGAUAUGCUGAAAAAUGCUCCAAUGCUCAAGAGCAUGAAAAACAAAAACCAAGGCUCUGGGGCUGGGAGAGGCAAAGCUGCUAUUCUGAAAGCCCAGGUGGCUGCAAGAGGCAGAGGGCGUGGAAUGGGACGUGGCAACAUUUUUCAGAAGCGGCGGUAACUGGACAAAGCCUUUUCUCGGGGAACUUCAAAUUGUGUUCAGAGCAGUAGCGGUGAUGAUGUUUCCUUGCUAUUCAAUAAACGUGUUUCUUAGAAAA